CAAGCUCUUCUCCUCCUCCUCCUCCUCCGCCGCCGCCGCCGCCGCAUCAUCGCCGUCGAAGCGUAGAGGGAGUAAGGGGAGGAUGGGGAGAGGAAGAGGGGUGAGCAGCGGGGGAGGGCAGAGCUCGCUGGGCUACCUCUUCGGCGGCGGCGAGACGGCUCCCGCGGCGAAGGCGAAGCCGGCUGCAGCGGCGGAGAAGGAGACUACGCCGGCGCCAGUGAAGAAGGCGGCGGUGGCGGCGGCGGCGUCGCCGUCGGCAGCGGAGAAGAUGAAGGAGAUCCCCGCGGGGAUACAAAGCACCCAGGCCAACAACUACUUCCGGGCGCAGGGCCAGAAUUGCGGCAACUUCCUCACGGAUCGGCCGUCAACCAAGGUGCACGCUGCUCCGGGCGGCGGCUCGUCGCUCGGCUACCUCUUCGGCGGCAAGUGAUGCGAAAAAAAAAGAAGAAAGAAUCCUCUGCUCGAGAAAUUUCUCUCUAGCAGAUAACGUGAUUAUUUUUAAACCUGCUUUUGUGUAGAUUGCCUGUGUAUUGUGUGUUGUGAUGUGUUCUUGUGUGAUUUGCAGCUACUUAAAAAAAAAACUUAACUAGUUCUGCAGGCUCUGAUGGCUGUAUCAGCCACUGGCAUAAAAUGCUCAGAUGGUGUUAAUUCUUCGAGUUAGUAUGCUUGGAAUGCAGUUGUAACUUGUAAACAUUUACAUGACCAUGUCUCUGUUUCCUUCAA
Oryza sativa Japonica Group (Japanese rice) is the source of this 723-nucleotide messenger RNA. NCBI's taxonomy places the organism in Eukaryota, Viridiplantae, Streptophyta, Magnoliopsida, Poales, Poaceae. The record is from RefSeq and is a predicted model, not a curated record.